Messenger RNA from Hypoxylon trugodes, 1479 nucleotides. RefSeq names its product allantoate permease. Gene Ontology annotation, biological process: transmembrane transport. Lineage: Eukaryota; Fungi; Ascomycota; Sordariomycetes; Xylariales; Hypoxylaceae. The transcript has 5 exons. The record is from RefSeq and is a predicted model, not a curated record. Gene Ontology annotation, cellular component: membrane. Bases 1 to 1479 code for a protein of 492 amino acids. Gene Ontology annotation, molecular function: transmembrane transporter activity.
AUGGAGGCAGAAAAAACAGAUAGUGAAGGGCAAGCGCCUAAAGCAACCGACGUCGAUGCGGCACUGGAAUAUCUUAAUCAUGAAAACAUUACAGUGAUGACUGAGAUCGAUGAGAAGGCCCUUGUUAGAAAACUUGAUUGGACAAUUGUCCCGCUUAUGUGGGCUUGCUACAAUCUUCAAUAUCUUGACAAGACACUGAUCAAUUAUGCCAAUGUUAUGGGGCUACAAGAAGAUACCGGAAUAACCGGAAAUCAGUUUUCUCUUCUCGCCACACUUUUCUACGUUACAUAUCUGGCAUUCGAGUUUCCUACGGGUUAUCUUAUGCAAAGACUCCCCACUGCGAAAUACCUUGGGGCGAAUGUAAUUCUCUGGGGGUUGAUAAUCACAUUGAACUCCGCCGCAAAGAAUUGGGCUGCUCUCGCAACCCUUCGGACCCUUCUGGGAUGCUUUGAGGCUGCGGUAGCACCAGCGCUCAUAUUGGUAACAAGCAUGUGGUAUAAACGAUCUGAACAGCCUGCUCGUGUCGGUUUCUGGUACGUCGGAACAGGAACAGGCACGAUUAUCGGAGCUUUAACAUCAUUCGGGUUCCAACAUUACGAGUCGGAAAUAUUCACACCAUGGCAGAUUAUGUUCCUUCUAUUCGGUCUCAUUACCAUUGCGGUCGGCAUUCUCACAAUGAUAUUCCUUCCUGAUAGCCCGAUGAAGUCACGUCUCACUCGCGAGGAGAAAAUAUGGGCGAUUGAGCGUCUCCGCGAGAAUCAAACCGGUAUCGAGAAUAAGCACUUCAAGAUAAACCAAGUAUGGGAUUGUUUUACCGACCCGCAAACUUGGCUUAUCAUUCUCAUGACAAUUACGAUGAACAUACCGAACGGUGCUGUCAGCAGUUAUCAAGCGACGAUUAUCAAAGGCUUUGGAUAUACUUCCAAGGAAACCGCCCUGCUGUCCAUUCCCUCCGGCGUGGUUAGCUGUAUAUCAGUCAUCGGAGGGGGUAUCAGCUCAGCCAAAUUCAACGCUCGCGGGCCCGUCAUCAUUAUCCUCCUACUUAUAGGAGGUAUACUCGGUGGUUCUCUUCUAGCCUUCUCAGAUGCGACCAACAAGCCUGCGCUGCUGGCGGGAAACUACCUCACCAAUGUCAUCGGAGCAGCGCUGCCAUUAGUCUAUUCAUAUUCAGCAGCUAACUAUGCAGGUCACACGAAGAAAGUUACCAUGAAUGCAGUCGUCCUCGUGUCAUUUUGCGCGGGGAAUAUCAUUGGGCCGCAGACAUUCCGCGACUCUGACAAGCCUCAGUACCUCCCCGCGAAAAUCGUAAUUGUGGCAUCAACGGCUGUAGCGGCGGUUACGACAGGCGUAUUGAUGGCUUAUUACGCCUGGGAGAAUCGAAGACGCGAUCGACUGCACUUGGGCCUUGAGCAUAAGAAGAAUAGUGAGUUCUUCGAUAUGACGGAUCGCGAGAAUAAGGAAUUUCGAUACCGGUGGUAA